Messenger RNA from Chlorella variabilis, 1818 nucleotides. RefSeq lists its product as hypothetical. Gene Ontology annotation, biological process: protein autophosphorylation; intracellular signal transduction; peptidyl-serine phosphorylation. Gene Ontology annotation, molecular function: calcium-dependent protein serine/threonine kinase activity; calcium ion binding; calcium/calmodulin-dependent protein kinase activity. NCBI's taxonomy places the organism in Eukaryota, Viridiplantae, Chlorophyta, Trebouxiophyceae, Chlorellales, Chlorellaceae. The record is from RefSeq and is a predicted model, not a curated record. The transcript is spliced from 15 exons. Gene Ontology annotation, cellular component: cytoplasm; nucleus. Bases 40 to 1500 code for a protein of 486 amino acids.
AACGUGGCGGCGCUACAAGAUGUGUAUGAGGACGAAUUGAUGGUACACAUUGUACUUGAUUAUUGCAGUGGCGGCGAGCUGCACCACCGCAUUGGGGAGACAAAUUAUUCAGAGCGCACCGUGGCUUCAUACAUGCGAGCUGUGCUGCGCACGCUGGCCCAGUGCCACUCACAGAACAUCCUGCACCGCGACAUCAAGCCAGGCAACUUUCUGCUGGCCUCUGGCGACGCCGCCGCCCGCCUGAAGGCGAUCGACUUCGGGCUGGCAGAGUUCUUUGAGGAGGACAAGCUGCCGCGCACAGACCUGGGGCUGGAGGGCACGCCCUGGUUCAUGGCUCCAGAGGCGCUGCGCAGCGAGGUGUACCCCGCCUCUGACAUCUGGGCUGCAGGCGUCAUGGCCCACCAGCUCCUCACCGGCCGCUUCCCUUUUGACGACCGCUCCAACCCCUUUGCCCCCUCCCUCAUCCUGGCUGAUGACCUGGAUCUGAUGCAUAGCCACUGGGAAGGGAUCAGCGAGGAAGCCAAGGACUUUGUGAAGAUGCUGCUGAACAAGGACCACACGCAGCGUCCCACUGCGCGCCAAGCCCUGCAUCAUCCAUGGCUCCAGGGCCCCGGCACCAGCGAGCGCGGGAAGGGCAAGAAGCUGGCAUUCGGGGUGGUGCGCCGCAUCCAGCGCUAUAGCCAGGGGAGCGCGUUCAAGAGAAGUGUGCUGGACAUGAUUACAGAAGAGCUGAUACGGGAGGGGCCCGGGGCGCCGGAGCGUGCGGUGCCCAUUGGGCGGGGUGCCAUGCCAAUCAUCGCAGACCCGCAGGCCUCCCCACUGGUCUACCUGUACGAGCACCUAAGCAUGACUGACAAAAGCCUGGUGGACCGCGAGGAGGUGGCUGACGGGCUGGAGGAGCUGGGUUAUCGGCUGUCGCCCGAGGAGCUGGAGCGACUGCUGGACCAGUUGGACCCCGGAAACACAGGCAAGGUGGCCAAGAUCCAAGUGGCGGCCUCCCAAAUUGAUUGGCGCGUGCUGCAGCAAGGCCAUACAGAGCGGUGGCUCAAGUGCGUGCAGCGGGCAUUCCAAGACCUGGACCUGGACGGCGACGGCAUCAUCAGCAGCCGGGAGAUGGUAACAUCGCUGUGCAACAAGCUGCCCAAGGACGAGGUGGAGGCCGCCGUGAGACAUGCGCUGCACGAGGCAGCACGUCGCUCGGAGGGCUCCCUUCACCGCAGCACCCGCGCCAGCGGCAACAUGCAUGGCGACGACAGCAGUGUGCACAGCAGCGGCAGCGCAGGUGACAGUGUCCGUGAUGGAAUGUCCUUCCGCCAGUUUGUGCGCAUGCUGCGCGCCGGCUCCGCCGACUGCCUGUACAACUAUGACGAUCGCCACGGCUCCCUGGGCUCUUCAGGGUCGCUGGGCUCGCUGGCGCAGGCCAGCCUGCUGGAGAAGAGCGUCAAGGGGAGCACCCAUUGUGCAGUUCCGUUGCUGGAUGCCAUAAACGAGGCAGCCUGAUGCACCCAGCUGCAGUGCUACAUCAAGCGCUGCAUGAGCCAUUAAGCGCUCAUCAGCGUCGGCGCCUUCUUAGCAAACAACCCCACCCAUUAUCAGCUACUCUGUACAUCAAGAGCGAGUGGAGGGGAUGUUGCACCUCUAUUCUUCUAUCAUGAGAGCCCUGUUGUGAGCAUGCGAGCCUGUUGUGACCCCAUUUCGUGCACCCCAUUUCGUAGGUCUUGAAGGCACUAUACAUCACCUCUGGCCAUCCCGUCCCGGGCGCAUGUCCCUUUUGCUUUUUGGCUCAGCGCUCACACAUGUGAUUUGAGCAUUUUGAGC